ACAAUUAAUAAUAUCCUGUUUGUACUCCUACAAUUGUUUCCCAUAUGAGUAAAGGCUGUGUGUCUACUGUAGGAAGUGUACACAUUUAUCUUGCUGUUCCAUAUUGUGUUUAAAUGCUCCUUAGCUAUCCAUAGAUUAAAAUAAGGGCACAGUGUUGUUGCCAAGGUCUGCAUCGUAGCUAUUCUUUUGUGUGCAUUAUAACUGAUCUGGGUUCAGCUCCCGACUCUAGGAAGUCAGCUUCACUGCUUCCUGAGUUGUGUAAAGCACCUGCCUCUGUCACGGGGGACACAGGCCGGGACCACCUGAGACAGGCAGCAUGUGCGUCAGCCACAUGCAUGAUGUACACCGCACAUUAAAGUCCUCCUCUUGUCUUCCUCCACUAUAGGAAGUGGCCGUGUUUAAGUAUCUUAGGUUGCGCACUCGUGUUAAUUGUGCUUGCAAAGGCAACCUGGGCCUUUUUCCCUGAUUGUCUUGAUCUUAUUAAACAGCUCAGGGUGUUAAAUAAAGCAAAACACGCAGAUUAUAGGUGUCAUGUGCACCCAAACCCAGAGGUUGCUUACAGUGCACAGCAAUGGAUUUUCAAAGGGGGGCAUGUUGGGAUCAUGGAACAAUGCAGGCAGGUGGUCCACGCUUAAAUCCUUUUAAACCUCGACCUCCUCUUAAAGUCUUAAGGUGUCAACCAACCACAGCAAUGUUGACAGAGAAAUUAAAAACAAGGUUUGAGUGCAUCUUUAACAUGUUUUCUUUGUCAAAUGACAAUAAUCCUCCAACAUGAAUCACUUUUUGUCCAAUCACCUAAAUCUGACUUUCCGAUUGGUUGCAAACCCGACUUUAAAAAAAAAAAAAAAAAAAAAAAAGAUGGAAAGAGAGAGUUUUUAUCCCACUCAAAUUACGUACAGUGAUGCUCCCCUUUUCUCAUUUGCUGCUGUCCCUCAGAUUAUUGCUCUUCUAAGACCCCUCCUCUUUCUCUGUGUGGUUAAAUAGCCUAGUGUUCUGCUUCUCAGGGUCAGACAGCCCACUUUGCGUAGAGGCGGUUGCCUAAAAGAUAAUCCACCGGCAAUAUUAACCAGGUAUAUACUGUAGGCUUUAGGCUGCACUUUAAAAUGUACUCCAACAGGAUCGAUGGACCUCGAAGGGGAAGAUCUUUUGACUCUAUCAACAUUGGCUUUGAAGACAAACUACUUAACAACGAGAUAAACAAAUCAACCUUCACCAAAAUCGAAGAAAACACAGAGAAGAAUUCAACAGAGAAAGGCAGAGCAACAAUUAUCUUUUCCCUCAAGAAUGAAGUGGGAGGACUCGUAAAGGCGCUUAAACUCUUCCAAGAAAACCAUGUCAACCUGGUGCAUAUUGAGUCCAGGAAAUCAAAAAGGCGCAACUCCGAGUUUGAAAUCUUUGUGGACUGCGACAGCAACCACGAACAACUCAAUGAAAUCAUCCAGCUGCUGCGAAAGCACGUGAACGUGGUGGACAUGGAGCCUCCAGAUAACUCCUGUUUGCAGGAGGAAGAUAUGCAUAAUGUACUGUGGUUCCCAAAGAAAAUUUCCGACUUGGACAAGUGUGCUAAUCGUGUCCUGAUGUAUGGUUUGGAGUUGGAUGCUGAUCAUCCGGGCUUUAAGGACAAUGUCUACCGCAAAAGAAGAAAGUACUUUGCAGAUCUUGCUAUGUCCUACAAACAUGGCGAGCCAAUUCCUCGCAUAGAGUUCACUGAGGAGGAAGUGAAGACAUGGGGCGUUGUGUACAGGGAGCUCAACAAGUUGUACCCCAGCCACGCCUGCAGGGAAUACCUAAAGAACCUGCCUCUGCUGUCUAAAUACUGUGAAUGUCGAGAAGACAACAUCCCUCAACUGGAAGAUGUCUCUCGCUUCCUCAGGGAACGCACCGGGUUUACCAUCAGGCCUGUAGCUGGUUACCUGUCUCCUCGUGACUUCCUGGCCGGUUUGGCCUUUCGUGUUUUCCACUGCACUCAGUAUGUGCGACACAGCUCAGACCCCUUGUACACCCCUGAGCCGGACACAUGCCAUGAGCUGCUUGGUCACGUCCCCCUGCUGGCAGAACCCAGCUUUGCACAGUUUUCUCAGGAGAUCGGUCUGGCUUCACUCGGUGCUUCGGACGACUCUAUUCAAAAACUGGCCACAUGCUACUUCUUCACUGUGGAGUUUGGCCUAUGCAAACAGGAAGGAAAACUACGAGCAUAUGGGGCGGGACUGCUGUCAUCCAUCAGUGAGCUUAAGCAUGCGCUCUCUGGUAAAGCAAGGAUAAUGCCCUUUGACCCGAAAGUAACAUCCAAACAAGAAUGCAUCAUUACAACCUUUCAGGAUGUUUACUUUGUGUCAGAUAGCUUUGAGGAGGCCAAAGUCAAAAUGAGGGAGUUUGCCAAGACCAUCAAGCGUCCCUUCACAGUGCGAUACAAUCCCUACACGCAGAGUGUGGACGUGCUUAAAGACACUCCGAGCAUCAACAGCGUGGUAGAGGAGCUCCGACAUGAGCUCGACAUUGUAGGCGAUGCUCUGAGCCGCCUCAACAAGCAGCUGGGUGUCUGAGCGUCCAAAGUCCACUUGCAGUCAGUCUGUGUGUCCUCCUCAAACUGCUGUAUAGAUGCUGCUUGUGUAUCACCCCUUUGUCAUUUCAAUAAUUGUGCACUGGCAAAAAGAAAAACCUGGUGUUUACCCCCUUUGCAUGGCACAUGGCUAAUACAGAUUGCUAUGAUAUUAGUGAACUGCACAAACCCAAAGAGCAUACUGUUUUCACUUAAUUGGCUUAUAUCCUGCAAACUGCCUGUGUGCUUUUGUACCAAAAAAAAUCCCUUUUGCUGCUGUUGUAUAUGAUGACCUUACUUUUUUGUAUUUUUUUGUUUUAAUAUCCAAUUUAAACUUCCAAAUUUCAGUGAUUUACCGUUGUAUUGUUUGUGUGAAUGUAACUUGCUCUUUUCUGUGUGUUGUUCAAAGAGACUAUUCUAGUGAAUUUAUAAAAGUAUUCUGGUGGUUAAUGGUUUAUGAUGACCGAUCAGGGCACGCCUGCCUACUUUGUUUCACAGUAAUAAUUUUGUAUAUCUCCACUUAAAUAUAAAUGUAGUGACCCCCCGCGACCCCGAAAGGGACAAGCGGUAAAAAAUGGAUGGAUGAUUGUAGUAGCCUUCUCCUUGAAUCAAAUAUUAUUUUUCUACCAACCAAAUAUAUCAUAUUGAGUAUAGGCAAUGUACGUGUGUGUGUAUAUAUCCAUCCA
This is a messenger RNA of Nerophis lumbriciformis (worm pipefish), 3225 nucleotides long. RefSeq names its product tryptophan hydroxylase 1 (tryptophan 5-monooxygenase) a (gene tph1a). Gene Ontology annotation, cellular component: neuron projection. Gene Ontology annotation, biological process: serotonin biosynthetic process; aromatic amino acid metabolic process. NCBI's taxonomy places the organism in Eukaryota, Metazoa, Chordata, Actinopteri, Syngnathiformes, Syngnathidae. Gene Ontology annotation, molecular function: tryptophan 5-monooxygenase activity; iron ion binding. The record is from RefSeq and is a predicted model, not a curated record.